This is a messenger RNA of Anneissia japonica, 1418 nucleotides long. RefSeq lists its product as uncharacterized. The record is from RefSeq and is a predicted model, not a curated record. The transcript is spliced from 3 exons. The coding region runs from base 1 to 1089 and encodes 362 amino acids. Lineage: Eukaryota; Metazoa; Echinodermata; Crinoidea; Comatulida; Comatulidae. Gene Ontology annotation, molecular function: nucleic acid binding; zinc ion binding.
AUGUUGAUAAUUGUGAAGGACCCAUUAGAUUGGAUUGAUAAACUAAUAGCAGAUUUUAUUUGGAACGAUAAAAAAGCAAAGAUCAAAAGAGUAUCUUUGAUUGGUGACUAUUCACAAGGAGGUAUUAAACUACCAGACUUCAUAUCACAAGUAAAAGCCUUAAAAUACUCAUGGUACAAACGACUUCUUCAUUCCGAAGAAGGUGAUUCUAUUUUGAGAGAUAUACAGGAAUCGUGGUUCCAGCAAACCGAUGUGAUUGUUAAAAGAGGAAGCAUUAUAGAAGAUAUUUUUGAAACUCUCAAUUCAAAGGACUUAGAUCAAUAUGCUGAUAUAAUUGUUCAUGUUGGCACAAACGACGUCGCUAACGCAACUGAUAUUGCGAACAUAAGUUCAUCAAUUGAAAAACUGAUAACUCUGGUAAUGGUCAAGGCACCCACCACUAAAUUGCAUAUUUCAGCAAUCUCUCCUAGGAAAACACACAUGACAGCAGUAACAGAAGCAAACAUUAUUCUUAGAGAUUUAGUAAAGAGUCUUGACUGCUCCUUUUUAAAUGUAAACCCAAAAUGUGUGUAUCAGAAUGGAUCAGUUGAUAACACUAUACUGUAUGAUGGAUUGCAUCUAAGUCAUAAAGGAACAAAACUACUAGUUGAGUGUUUUGUCGAGGGUGUUGAAUCCCUAAAUUUAACAAAUGAAUUUGUUCAACAUAGAUCUUCAAACCUUAAAAAACAAAACAAAAAGCAACAAAGACGGAAAAACCAGCAUCGUAGUGAUAACAUUGAGACCAGAAAAUUUCGGCCACGAAAUUCUUCUUCUGCAUAUUAUCAACAGAGUAUGAGAGAAAGCAGACAAAGUCAAGCAUGUAAAAACUGUGGUCUAUCAAACCAUAAUUCAGCCGAAUGCUACCACGAAAACCCAAUCAGAUGUAGAACAUGUGGCAGGUUUGGUCAUAAAGACAGAUUUUGUAAACAUAAUAAACAUAAGUCUAAUAAUAAUAAUUACUACCAAAAAUUUAAUAACCACUAUGAUGAUUCAUAUGGUAAUGAGCACUUAUACUCACAAUACCAAGAAAAUUUUUAUUCUGAAAAUUGAUUGCCCAAUAUUGAAUGUAGGGAGACUAGCACGUUUUCAAGUAGUUCAAAAUCUACUGAGGGCGUUAGUCAAAGUGAGUUGCCAAGGUACCAUAAAGACAUAUACGAGCCUCUUAAUAACAAAUGUGGAUUAGUCAUUGCAAAUUUGAAUAUAUGUAGUAUUACACAUAAAUUUUAAGAAUUACAACACAUUUUAAAUCAAAACAAUAUUGAUGUUAUAGGACUAUGUGAAACCUUUCUCAAUAGUACUAUAACCAACCAAGAAAUUAAUAUAGAUGAUUAUUCUUUAUAUCGGAAAGACCGAUGUAAAUCGUCCAAACAUAAAACGGA